Molecule: messenger RNA, 937 nt
Organism: Gossypium raimondii (Peruvian cotton)
Lineage: Eukaryota; Viridiplantae; Streptophyta; Magnoliopsida; Malvales; Malvaceae
Product: putative invertase inhibitor
Exons: 1
Coding region: 101-691 (196 amino acids)
Molecular function (GO): enzyme inhibitor activity
Source: RefSeq, a predicted model, not a curated record
GCCAUCCCCGCUAAUCAUUAUCCAAUUAUAUAUAGAUAGAUUUUGUUACAUGAUGCAGGAACAGGACUGACAACAACAGAACAACAGCUAAGGGAAAAACAUGCUGCGGCAUUGGCACGUGUCUUUCUUAUCAUUCUGCUUCUUCUUCUUGUUUCUCUUCCUCUUCUUAUGGACUCCUUAUGAUGAAAUCUCUGCAACAAGAACGUUCUCCGUUGAUUUAAUCAACAAAACCUGCAAAACAUGUUCCGACAAAUCUACCGUUUUCAACUACACGUUCUGCUCGGCAUCUCUCCAGGAAAUCCCAGUCAGCCGUACCACAAACCUUCAAGGUCUAGCAAUAAUUGCAAUGGAGUUAGCUUUACAAAAUGCGACUCACACGCUUUCUGUCAUCAAAGAGUUGCGGAGAAACGAAACGUGGGGUCAUCCUUUUGCUUCGGCUUGCUUGAGGGACUGUGAUGUGCUUUACUCCGAUGGGGUUAUCACCCUGGUGGAUGCUGUUGCGGCGUUUUUAGAAGGCAAAUAUGGGAGUGCUGGUGCUUGGUUGACUGCGGUUAUGGACGGAACGACGACGUGUGAGGAAGGGUUUGGGGAUAUGGAAGAAGCGUCGCCAUUGACGGAACAGAAUUACAGUGUUUUCCAGUUAUGUGAUGUUGCAUUAUGCAUCGUCAACUUGCUGGUUUCACAUGCAUAGCUUCUUAAAUCAUAAGAAUUGCAGUCUCUGCUCCCUCUAGUCGUUACAAACGUAGUAAAAAAUUUUAAGCGCUUGUUUAUGGGGUAAUUACAUUUUUAUCGACCUUUUUUUUUUCCUUUCUUUUUUUAGUUUUCAAUUAUAAGUCAAAUUCUAUGAAUAGUCCCUCUAUUUUAUCUAGGUUGUGGAGAUAGUUUCCAAGACUUUAAUUUGGCUAAUUUAUAAUCCACUUGAUAAUCGUUGGUUGCC